Molecule: messenger RNA, 848 nt
Organism: Pocillopora damicornis (cauliflower coral)
Lineage: Eukaryota; Metazoa; Cnidaria; Anthozoa; Scleractinia; Pocilloporidae
Product: TNF receptor-associated factor 4
Molecular function (GO): zinc ion binding
Source: RefSeq, a predicted model, not a curated record
AUGAUGGAAGGCAUAACAGCCAAGUGCCUGGGCUGUGAGAGGGAUGUGCCCCUCGAGGAUAUCAGGCAGCAUGUCCACGACUUCCAGGAAAUUGAGCAGCAUUGUGGCUUGUGCCCAGCAAAGUUUAAGCGGGGAGAUGUGUUGCAACAAAAGUCAGUCUGCUCAGAAGAGGAGAUAUCGUGUGCCCGUGGGCAACAACUGAUCCGCAAAGAGAAACCUAUAAAUUUGAAAGCGUGUCCUGCCCCCUGGGGUGUACUACAACUAUUAAAAGGUCAGAUGUUUCUGGUGAUUUCUGCCUUGAGACGGCUAGGAAUUUACAAAGUUUUAAUACACACGUGUUUCGCUUUAGAGCUUUCUGCCAUGAAAGGGACUCCGGAGGAGGUGGGGGACCCCAGAAUCGUCUCCUCGUCGUACCUGUUAGAGGGGAAGAAAAAUCAGUCUUCACUCCGAGGAUUCCGCCGGACAUUCACGGCUCAUUGGGGGUCACCAAUUUUCACAAAAGUCAGCAGGAAGUGGAAAUUGCUAUUGGACACACACCAGAAGAACCUUCAGGUCCACUACAUCCAAGAGGUGGAUCCCAUUUCAUUGCUGGCAAGCUUAGCUGUCUUUACUGAUGAACAGACAAUCGAGGCCCCUAAUGAGAUCGCUCCCUGGAGGAUUUAUCUCAAAGAAGGCAAGCACUUCGAUGUUUCUUUGACCGGAAGAAAAUCGGUGGAGGCCAUCAUGAUUAAAAUGGAAGUCGUGAACCCACAUGUCUGUGGCAGAAAUAGGCGUUACGCGUUACGUUUUGCAGUUUCCUUUAUCAUGCUUGUAAAUAAAAGAAAUCAAUAAUGUUGCUGUUUAGUCAC